This is a messenger RNA of Trichoplax adhaerens, 714 nucleotides long. RefSeq lists its product as uncharacterized. The record is from RefSeq and is a predicted model, not a curated record. The transcript is spliced from 2 exons. Bases 1 to 714 code for a protein of 237 amino acids. Gene Ontology annotation, biological process: cellular response to hydrogen peroxide. NCBI's taxonomy places the organism in Eukaryota, Metazoa, Placozoa, Uniplacotomia, Trichoplacea, Trichoplacidae.
AUGGCACGCAUGCAAGAUCCAAUACAACCCUGCCAUCCUUACCGGAAUUGUAACUGUGAUGAACUGCCCCUGAUCGAUGAUACCAUUGAUAGAUUGGAUCAAUUACACUUAUCCGCCGGUUAUUUAAGUAAGAUGCAUUGUAGAUGUGCUUAUCGUUAUACUCCAACUCCCCAUUCAUACCGUUACCCAUAUCAGCCGCAUCCGAAAAUUAAGCAUUCAAUGAACACAAAUAUGACUAAUAUUAAUCAAGUGUAUCCAGAUUCAACUUGCAACUUCGACCAUAGUCGCCGGGCAGUAUCAGAUGUAGCCGCUGCUGCAAACAGCGGAAAGAAUUAUAGAGAAGAGGUUGCAGUUUAUAACAACGAUGAAUCUGUCAAAUGUAUAAAUUCAGACAUUGACCAAGGAAAUCCUAACUUAGACCAUCAUGUAGCCAACCUUUCGCUAAUUGAUCAAAACGACACUACAAAGAUGUCUCAAAUGAAUACCAAUAAAAAUAAACCAGUUAUGUUAAAUAUGGCUAAAGCCUGGUUAGAACAUAAUCAAGGAAAGGAAGUGAAUGAGAACAUUAUCACAGAUUGUGGCAAUGGAGAUGUAACAGAAAACAGUCCAAACUACCAAGAUGACACAACGCCAGAUGAAUUAGCCAGCUAUCUCGAACACUAUUUGUAUUUACCUAAGCCGAUGUCAACGGCUGCUGAAAUGAGUUAUUCGUAA